Molecule: messenger RNA, 2667 nt
Organism: Populus trichocarpa (black cottonwood)
Lineage: Eukaryota; Viridiplantae; Streptophyta; Magnoliopsida; Malpighiales; Salicaceae
Exons: 4
Coding region: 1-2667 (888 amino acids)
Molecular function (GO): zinc ion binding; nucleic acid binding
Source: RefSeq, a predicted model, not a curated record
AUGAAGGUGGAUGUGCUUGAUUUUUAUGGCAAACUGGAACCACAUGCUUUUGAAGAUUGGCUAAUCGCCAUUGAAGACUAUUUUGAUUGGUUUGCUGUAUCAGAAGAUCGAAAGGGAAGCGUGGAAGAACAACUGCGACGAACUCAACGCCCACCGAUCUCAAACUGGGAGGAGAUGAAGGAACGACUAAAAGAGAAAUACUUACCCAUUGAAUAUGAGCAGAUGAUGUUUGAAGAAAUGCUGCAACUAAGGCAGGGGUCCUUAACAGUGGAUCAGUAUACAGACAGGUUCCAUGAAUUGACUGUUCGUAGCAGAAUUGCAGAGACCGACCAACAGACACUAGCCCGAUAUCGCAAUGGAUUAUGUGGAGAACUAUACAAAGAAAUGUUGAUCGCACGACUCAUUGCGGUGGAAGAAGCAUACCAACUAGCACUGCGUAUUGAGAAACAACUAGGGAACACAACAGGCAGGAAAGUCAUGCCAAUGGAGGGAAAACUAGGACAUUCGACAAACUUUUCCAUCCAAAAACCACACUUACCAUAUGACAGACCGGGAGGCUCAAUAUUGGGAGAACAAAGAGGAAAAGCAAAGGUUACAAGUGAUGGUCCACAGUGCUACAAAUGCAAAGGGUUUGGACACUAUGUUGUGGUAUGUCCCACCAGAGAUAAGAAACUCGCCUUUAUAUGUGAAAAAGAGCUGACAGUAAUGAGUGAGGCGGAAGGAGAAAAAACUAAAGAACUUGCAACUGAGGAGGAGGAACACCUAGAUGCUUCUGAUCUUCCAAGCUGUGUUAUUCAUCGAAUAUUAACAAGAAACAAAAUUGAACUCAAAACCAAUCAGGAAUGGUUGCGCACCAACAUCUUCAAUACACGAUUAGAACAUGGGGGCAGAGCACUAAAUGUGAUAAUCGAUAACGGUAGUGGCAUCAAUGUAAUCUCUGAAACAGCAGUAGAACGACUGCAUUUAAAGACCGAGACACACCCUUCUCCUUACCGAAUAAGUUGGGUCAAUGAACACAACUCAGUCUUAGUAAAACACCGAUGCCUAGUACAGUUCUCAUUGGGACGAGAGUAUGUAGAUGAAGCAUGGUGCGAUAUCAUUCCGAUGACCUUUAAAGGCAAGAAGCUAGUCCUAGUCCCAUUACCGAUUGCAGAAUUUGAAACAACACAAAAACAGGUACCAGUAUUGAAUAUGCGGCAGUUCUCUCAAGUUGUAAAUGGAGAACAAAUGUUGUUGUUUGUAGUAAGGCGCGAAGUGAAACAAACUGAUGGCCUAGUGCCCAAGGAGCUGGCAUCCAUACUUGAAAAAUUCCAAGACAUCAUGCCAGAUGAGAUGCCCCACCAACUGCCACCAAUGCGGGAUGUACAGCACGCAAUUGAUCUCAUCCCAGGGUCAUAUUUACCCAAUUUACCCCAUUACAGGAUGAGCCCUGCAGAGAAUGAAGAGCUCAACCGACAGGUCCAACAGCUAAUGGACAGAGGAUUCAUUCGAGAGAGCUUUAGUCCCUGUGCAGUUCCAGAUCAUUUAGCCCAUGUGGAACAAGUCUUAACAACAUUACAGACAGAGCAACUCUAUAUAAAUUAUGCCAAAUGUUCAUUCCUGAAGAAGAAAGUCUAUUUUUUAGGCUUUAUCAUUUCCAGCAAAGGCGUUGAAGUGGAUCCCGCUAAGAUACAAGCCAUUCAGAAUUGGUCAACACCUCGAACCGUCUCUGAGGUCCGUAGCUUUCAUGGUCUAGCUACAUUUUAUCGGUGUUUUAUUCGUCAUUUCAGCACUAUCAUGGCCCCAAUAACAGAGUGCCUAAAGGGUACCAAUUUCAAUUGGACAACAGCAGCAAACAAAGCCUUUGCUAACAUCAAGGAUAAGCUGGGGAAUGCACCAGUCCUAAGACUCCCUGAUUUUUCCAAACUCUUUGAAGUGGCUUAUGAUGCCUCACAUAUAGGAAUCGGGGGAGUCCUAAGUCAAGAAGGACAUCCAAUCGCUUUUUACAGCGAAAAGCUCAAUGACACUCGUCAGAGAUAUUCAACAUACGACAUGGAAUUUUAUGCCUUGAUUCAGACCAUUAAGCAUUGGCACCCGUACCUGAUCCAUAGAGAGUUUAUCCUUUACACAGAUCAUGACUCCUUGAAACACCUUGGCUCUCAAAGCAAACUCAACCCAAGACAUUCUCGUUGGACAACAUACUUGCAACAAUUUGAUUUCAUCAUCAAACACAAAGCAGGAACAGAGAAUAAAGCGGCUGAUGCGCUAAGUCGACAACCGCACAUGUUGCAUAUGUUCUCAAUUCAUGCUACGGGCUUUGAAGAAAUUAAGACUCAAUACACUGAUGAUGAUGAUUUUGGCACAAUAUGGAGCAAUUUACAAGCCAAAAUCACGAUAACUGGAGGAGACUAUUCGCUGAAGGAUGAUUACUUAUUUUGUGGUACUAGGCUCUGCAUCCCCAAAGGAUCACUCCGUGAAUUCAUCAUCACUGAACUCCAUAGUGGCGGAUUGGCUGGACAUUUUGGCUAUGACAAAACAUAUGCUAUAGCUGCUGAUCGGUUCUACUGGCCUCGACUGCGUAAAGAUGUGCACAAAGUGGUUGAUCGGUGCAGGAUUUGCCAACUAAACAAAUGGACUAAAAGCCAAGCUGGACUCUACACACCCCUCCCAAUCCCAGACCACCCAUGA